UGUUAAGUAAUGCUUUAUAUUUAUUAUAAACUACUGUGUAAAGAUGAAGAAUUUUAGACAGAGCUUUAUUUGUCUACCAAUAUAUUGUAUACUACAUUUACAAAGGCGGAAUUGAAGAAAUAAGACUGAUAUUGUUAAUAAAAGUAGUCAAUUGUUGUACAAAGCAUUUAUAUGAAUAAAAACAUGGAGACCAAUGAAAGAAAUCAAAUUACAAAUGGGGAUGCCACAAGCAAUAGAGACAUUGAUUGGUCCAAGUAUGGCUUGCAUAAUGCAGAAACUCAAAGAAAUAAUGAAAUGAGAAGGAAUAAUGGAGAGUACGAAGAACUUGGACCGGAAAUGUAUCAGACUGGAGCAAACGAGUUAUUUGCACAAGAAUAUAGUUCUGAUCCUUGGUGGAAAUCAAACUUUUUUAUCUCCCAACCUGUAUUAUUUGGAACUUGGGAUGGUGUAUUUACAUCUUGUCUUAUAAAUAUCUUUGGAGUUAUUGUGUUCUUAAGAUCAGGCUGGAUAGUAGGACAAGCUGGUGUUCUUAAUGCAAUUCUAAUAAUAUUAUGUACAGUGUGUAUUGCAUUAGUAACUGUAUUGUCUGCUGUGGGAAUAUGCGAGCGUUGUCGAGUUGAAAGCGGAGGAGUUUAUUUUUUACUAUCUCAUGUGUUGGGAUCAAGAUUUGGUGGAUCUAUUGGAUUACUAUACUGUUUUGGACAGGCGGUAGGUUGUGCACUCAAUGUGUUAGGUUUCGGAGAAUCUAUGGCUGGUUUGGUACACUUAGAAUCCGCAUGGACAGAACGUGGAUUUGCUUGUGCAGCUGUUAUCUUGUUGUCUAUUAUUAAUGUAGCUGGUGUCAAGUGGGUCAUAAAACUCCAAUUUAUUCUCUUGUUAAUUUUACUUCUUGCUGGAGUAGACUUUACGGUUGGAAGUUUUACUCAUGUGAAUAGUGAGAAAGGGUUCGAGGGCUGGUUAUCAGGAAAUUUACAAAAUAACACGUUUCCCAACUAUCAGAAUGGAUAUAGUUGGUUCACAGUUUUUGGUGUAUUUUUUCCUACAGUAACAGGUGUUUUAGCUGGUAUUAAUAUGAGUGGAGACUUAAGACAUCCAUCCACUGAUAUUCCUAAUGGUACCUUAGCUGCCGUUGGAACUGGAACCCUUUUAUAUUUAUGUUUUACCAUGUUUCUUGCGGCAACUUGCACUCGUAACGCACUUCUGACGAAUUUUAUGAUUGCAUCGACGGUGUCAGCGUUUUCAGUAUUGUUAUUGGCUGGUCUUUAUGUGUCAUCAUUUAGUAGUUGUCUGGGUGCUAUGUACGGUACACCCCGUGUUCUUCAGUCCAUUGCUAGUCAAAAUGUUAUACCAGGAAUGAGUUGUUUACAAAGAGGAAGAGGACCGAACAAAGUACCUGUAUAUGCGAUGUUAGUGGUCGCUGUUGUUACAUUAACGUUCAUUAUUACUGGCCAGAUUAAUACACUCGCGCCAAUUGUUACAAUGCCUUUUCUCCUGACCUAUGCGUGUUUGGAUUAUGCGUAUUUCGCUCUUGCACAAACCUUUGAUAUACAAUUGAUUCGGGAACAAAGGUUUCGAACACAAUCUCCAACAUUUGACCGAAAUUACAGCUCUGCGAGUAGAAAUAACUCAUUACCAGAUGCGGACAAUGAUUUGGAUAGCUUGUUUCCUGAAAGAAUAAGACAUAAAAAUCUCAGGAAUCCAAGCAUCUCUGAAAAUAACGUGUACAUAGACUCCUCGCCAAGCAUCGAUGAAAAUGUUAGCCCUGCAGAUAAUUCUGAGCGAAAAAUUCACAUCCACAAUAAGUUAGGAAACUGGUACAGUCCCUUUUGUAACAGAUGGCUUUCAUUGUUAGGUUGCCUUAUAAAGUUACUUAUAAUGUUUCUUGUUCAUUGGGGCUAUGCUAUUGCCAAUAUCGUCGUUGUUUUCCUUGUAUGGAGUUACGUUGGUCAUGCUAAUCCCGCUGUUAAACCUGGAGUUUCAUCGGAAUUUAAAUUCUUUAAUUGGCUAAAGACGUCACUAUUGAGGCUUAUGGGGAGGACAAUUUAUGACUACGAACAAAUUGUUGUUACACCAGUCCAUCCAGGAGUCGAAACAUGUUCAGCUCAGCUGAAUGAAGAGAACGAAGAUUUCGCUGGUAGACGCAGAUAUCAUCAGACAGCUACAGUUACAGGUCAAUAUGUGAAUAUUGACUAAAAGCGGAAGACUGUAGAAUACGUAAAAGAAAUCUAAUUGAAGAGAGACACAUAGUUGAGGCGGGAAAAAAUUGCAAAAAAUCGCACUAAUUUAUGUUUUAGUAUAGAGUAAAAAGAGCGUUACAAAUUAUUAACGCUGCUAACCGCACAAGACUAGUCUAACCAAACUCAUUUCAUAUUUUAGACACAAGGAAUUUCUUAUACAGUGCGACAUAGUAGCUUUAAGAAGACAAACAGUUUGUAACAAGAAUCUGUUGUUACAAAACAUUUUCUAACAAUUUACACUAUGUGCAUCAGACGCAGUUGGAACAAUGUUCUACCACAAACAUUUCUAAAAUGAAGGGGUCCAUUCAUUCCUCCAUUCAAAUUAUUUUGAUACUUGUAUCUUGUUAUGUGAGAUUAUUUAUACUUUUA
Dufourea novaeangliae is the source of this 2606-nucleotide messenger RNA. Its product is annotated as solute carrier family 12 member 8. Bases 172 to 2193 code for a protein of 673 amino acids. The transcript is spliced from 10 exons. Gene Ontology annotation, biological process: chloride transmembrane transport; chloride ion homeostasis; potassium ion homeostasis. Gene Ontology annotation, molecular function: potassium:chloride symporter activity. The record is from RefSeq and is a predicted model, not a curated record. Gene Ontology annotation, cellular component: membrane. Lineage: Eukaryota; Metazoa; Arthropoda; Insecta; Hymenoptera; Halictidae.